GCGUCGGAACGUGGUGGGGGAAGUGGAGGAGGAGGGGCAGGAUCUGCCUAUGGUGUUCCUCUGCGCCGGCUGCAAGCGGCCCGUGGGCGACACGCUGAGCUGGGAGGCCAACGACGAGGAGGGGUCCUGUGUCAUGCUGCGCAAUGUCACCUCCAACGUGCUGGUGGAUAAGGAGCAGAAGCUGUCCAGCCGGCCCGGCGAGUACGGCUGCAUGAUUGAAACGCUGCUCUGCUCUGGGUGCUCAGUGAAUCUUGGGACCAUCUACAGAUGCACCCCCAAACACCUGGACUAUAAGAGAGAUUUAUUCUGUUUCAACGUUGACGCUAUUGAAAGUUACAUCCUAGGAUCAUCAGAAAAGCAAGCUGUAACUGAGGAGGAGCCUUUAACUCUUCAAAGUCGAGGUAGCUUGGAAGAGGCACUAGAAAGGGCAGAAACUUUAUUAAAAGUACUGGAAACGAGACUGACUGUAGUUGAAUCAGGUUUUGCAGCCCUUCACAACAAUGGCGGAAAACCUUCCUGAAAGUAAAUAUACCAGGAAUGGCAAAACUUGGCUCUGCAUAAAACUCCAGAAUCUGGAGUAUGAUAUAGUCCUUCCAGGGAAAUGAGUGAAAACUGCAUCAUUUCUGUUAAUGGAACAGAACACCCUUUCUAGGAUGAAGGCUUCUGUUUUUUGCUGGUAACUGAAAGGAAGGUAUUCAAGAAUUCGAUUUCUCUUUCUAGGUAGAAGUUUUUUAUAAGAGUCUUCUUUUUUAUAAAGUUUUUGUUAACAUAUUAAGUGAUCUGAUUUUUUUUUUUUUUUAAUAUAGAUUACUUGCUCUGAAUAAACUGUAAUAUUGCUAGAUACAACUCAGAUCUCUUGGAGCAGAAUAUUCCUUUCUACUGACAUACUUGCUACAUUGGAUUUAAUGUUGUUUUUCAGUUUCCCUGCCAAAACUCCCGUGUAAGAUUUGCCUAGAUAACUUCUCCUGAAGUAGAUUUGCACUGUUUGGAUUUCAGUCUAGUGAGCAUAGCAUAGCAUAAUGGCAUAAUUUUUUAGUAGAUCUUCUGUCAGCAUCUGAGAUUGGGAUAGUUAUCCAGGAUAAUCUGCUGAAUUGGCAUCAUGACAUUUCUCUAAAACUAAAGUAAUAAACCAACCCUGAGCCCUGGAGGAAUGAAAGUUGAAUUAAUCUUUAUUUUAUAGUUUUCCUUUGACUGGCAUUGAGUUAGAAGACUUAAUUGGGGCAGAUUCUGCAUUGAAGCCUUAGGGUGACUCAAUUUUUAUUAACUUUUGUUAUUGACCGAAAAGAGAAUGAAGUAUCUUGUUUCCAGCUAAAUGUAGAAAACAAACAUGCAAUGCAGCUAAGUGGAGCUUGAACAUAGGUCUUCAACUUUAUUAGAUAUGAAGAAACAUAAUACUUGAAUUGAAAUAGUAUUAAUUCAUUGCAGUCAAUAGUGUAAUUAUUUGAGUUUAAUAUCUUUGUAAAUACUGUCGUAUACUUGUAAAAUUUUUUGGGAAACCAGGAGAGUUGGGCAAUCAAUGUGAAUAUUCAGAUUUUCAAUAAAAUGGAAAGAAAAGGA
Molecule: messenger RNA, 1557 nt
Organism: Alligator sinensis (Chinese alligator)
Lineage: Eukaryota; Metazoa; Chordata; Crocodylia; Alligatoridae
Gene: MIS18A
Product: MIS18 kinetochore protein A
Exons: 5
Coding region: 50-520 (156 amino acids)
Biological process (GO): CENP-A containing chromatin assembly; chromosome segregation
Cellular component (GO): chromosome, centromeric region; chromatin; nucleus
Source: RefSeq, a predicted model, not a curated record